Molecule: messenger RNA, 1315 nt
Organism: Nicrophorus vespilloides
Lineage: Eukaryota; Metazoa; Arthropoda; Insecta; Coleoptera; Silphidae
Gene: aln
Product: protein FAM69C
Exons: 2
Coding region: 1-1221 (406 amino acids)
Source: RefSeq, a predicted model, not a curated record
AUGAUCAAUUUCCGAAGGCUGCCGGCCGUUGCUUAUUUCCAUAGAUACACGAUUGCCACUUUUAUUCUAAUCUUAUUCUACAUAGUUUAUCUUCUGUUCCGAUGGAAUUUCAUUUGCACAAAUGCACAAACCUGGAUCCACGUUAAUCGAAUAUGCGAUCUCUUUGAUAAAGGCAAGGCUGUUGGCUCUAUAUGCGCCCCGUUGUGCACGAAUAACGCAAUCCACACAUUAACUUGUCACUCUUUCAAAUCGACGAAAGAGGCUGUUUUUAGUGGGGAAUGGCAUCAAACCAGACUGGUUUUCAAAACUGCUUCCUCUGAUGUACAGGAGCUGCACUGGUAUGACAAUGGAGUCCUCAAGUAUCCUUCAGAGCGUGAGUUUCUUGCCACUGCUAAAGCUAUAGUUAAAAGCAAGCUUAACAUCACCUUGCCUCAAGAAACGGCUGUAAGAUUGACUAGACUGAAACCGAAUUAUGUAGAAAGUGAUGUUCGAAAGAGGCAAAAGGAAAUGGACAACAUUUGGGUUCUACUCCAAGACAAUGAGUAUCUUUUAUCGAAUAUUUUUACUGAACGAGAUAUAUUCCCUCAGCUGCUGGGAACAUGCGGGCCUUAUUUCGCUGUAGAGUACAUGGAUCCGAUCCAAGGAAUUUCCUCGAUCCUUUCCUUCGCUGAAGACAAAGAGGAAUGGAGCGUGCGACUCCGUACUGCUAUUCAAAUAAUAGAAUUGAUCGAGGAAAUGGAAAACGGCUUCCAGGAGCCGUUCCAUUUAUGUGAUAUUAAGCUAGAACACUUUGGAAUCGUCAAAGGCGGAUCCCGACUAAAAUUCAUCGAUUUGGUUGGUGUUUAUCCCAGAUCGGCAAUAAACAAUUUGAUUAAAGACACGGACGGCUGCAAUAGCGACGAGGAUUGCGAGUUCCUAGACUGUCGUUCCAGGUGUCACAAGAGCAUUAACAAAUGCUCGAGGAAAGUAACGAACAACAAUUUGCAAAUAAUUUGCGAGAAAAUAUUUUUGGGUUGGCGAAUGUCGAAUACCGUCUUAAUACCUGGUUUACUGAUGACACCAGAUACACCCAGCGAAUUGGCCAGCAUCCUCAGACAAUGUGCGAAUCCGAAAAACGAACCGGGAAAACCUAGAGAAUCGCCGGACGAGGACACCAAGAAACGCUUAUAUAACAUCCUGGUGGAAAUAGAACAGUCCGUCACAAACGAUUUUUACUUAUAACGUUUAUUAAAAGAAACUUGUUUACAUGUUGCAUAAUUUCAACAGUGACAUACUUAAAAAUGCUAAAACGCUUUAACAGUGCAAAAAUAUAUGU